AAUUUCCAGCGCUCGGUUUGUGCGCAACUCCAGGCGCCGCGACGCUGCCAUCAGCUGGGGUCUGACGCCCAGUCUCGGCAGGUGCACGGUGCCUGCAACCGGCUGCCCUCAUGGCAGUCCUCCCGCGAUCCUAAAACAUAUGUGAUGUAUUCACUUGAACACGGUGUGAAUCUUUCGCGUCGGGCGUGCACGGCUGGUCUGCUACUGCUAUGGGUUCUUGGGGCCUCCAUGGCGCUUCCCAAACCGCCGGACCAUGCCUCCGACACGGCCGUGCACCCCCCUGUCAAUCGUGGUGCCGUCAACACUCGCGACAUAAAUAGUCUUUAUGUGGGCACAACGCCUAGUCCAAAAGGAAAAGCCGUUUCGGAAGAAACGAUGACGUCCACGUCGACGGCUUUUUUUUCACCACAACCGAAAGAGAAAGAAGUUGAGCGCUAUCCAGUAAUAUCUGUCUCAUUUUCAACAGUCGAAACACCAUUUAUCAUAGGACUGUGGAUAUUUUGUGCCAGCUUGGCUAAAAUUGGUUUCCAUAUGGCUCCCAAAUUAAGCGAGAUAUUUCCAGAAUCUUGUCUACUAAUUUUUGUGGGAGUAGUAAUUGGUGUCAUUUUGGUCCACGUUACUGACAGCGUUCACAUGUCGCCUCUUACACCAGAUACAUUCUUUUUUUAUAUGCUUCCACCCAUCAUUUUGGACGCUGGUUAUUUUAUGCCUAAUAGAUUGUUUUUUGAUCACUUAGGCACAAUUCUACUAUUUGCCGUCAUAGGAACUAUUUUUAAUACUUUAACAAUAGGUGCUUCCUUGUGGGCAGUAGGACUGACAGGCCUCUACUCCUGUGAUACUCCGCUGCUGGACAUGUUCCUUUUUGGGUCGCUUAUAUCUGCGGUUGAUCCAGUAGCUGUGUUAGCCGUUUUUGAAGAGAUUCAAGUUAACGAAAUUUUGUAUAUAGUUGUGUUUGGUGAAUCAUUGUUGAAUGAUGCCGUAACUGUAGUGUUGUAUCAUCUUUUUGAAUCAUAUACGGAAAUGGGCCUAGAAAACAUCGUCUAUCAGGAUAUUUUAGCCGGUUUAGCGAGCUUUCUCGUAGUGGCGCUUGGUGGUACUGUGAUCGGUGUGAUAUGGGGACUUGCAACUGGAUUUGUUACAAAAUUUACAAAUGAAGUGCGUGUCAUAGAACCUAUUUUUAUAUUUGUUAUGGCCUACUUGGCGUACUUAAACGCCGAAAUUUUCCACAUGUCUGGAAUUUUAGCAAUUACAUUUUGUGGUAUAACAAUGAAAAAUUACGUCGAGGCAAACAUAUCUCACAAGUCCCACACGACAAUAAAGUAUACCAUGAAAAUGCUAAGUAGUUCGUCCGAAACCAUCAUCUUCAUGUUUUUGGGAGUGGCAACUGUAAGUACAGACCAUGUUUGGAACACAUGGUUUGUUGUACUUACAAUAAUUUUUUGCUCAAUUUACAGAGCAAUAGGUGUAAUAAUAUUCACAGCAAUAGCAAAUCGUUUUCGAUUGCACCAAUUGAGUAAAGUGGAAAAAUUUGUAAUGUCAUACGGUGGCUUAAGAGGAGCUGUGGCCUUUGCAUUGGUACUCUUAAUCAGUCCUGACAUAGUGCCGCUGCAGCCGAUGUUCAUGACAACUACAAUUGCUGUGGUCUACUUUACUGUGUUCUUCCAAGGCAUCACCAUAAAACCUCUAGUAAAAAUUCUCAAUGUGAAAACAGCUGAGAAAAGGAAGCCUACGAUGAACGAACGAAUACAUGAAAGGUUGAUGGAUCACGCUAUGGCAGCCAUAGAAGACAUCCUCGGCCAACAUGGGAACUAUCAUAUUAGAGACAAGUUUAAACGUUUUGAUAAUCAAUUUAUCAGGCCUUACUUACUAAGAAAUCAUCAAGGAGCUGAACCGAAAAUAUUAGAAACUUAUUCGAAACUGGCAAUGAGGGAUGCAAUGGAAUAUAUGCGUAGGAAUGCCUCCACCAUAGGUAACAUUUCUGGUACUGAAAGCAUGUCGGCUAUUUUCAAGAAUUAUACGGCGGGCAACCUCAACGGCAGGUGCGCCACCACAUUACUAACCUGCUCUAGUUUUAGUCAUCUAGAUUCAAGCACAUGGAACAUAGACAUGCAAGAAUUAGAGUAUAAUCCAUCGAAGAAAGAUUUAACCGACGCGAAAAUACAUCACCUUUUGGCUGAAGAAUUAGUUAAGCCUUCUCGAAGGCAUCGUCGUUUAAGUUACAGCCGACAUGCAGUUAAUGACCGAGAUCUAUCAACGCAAGUCAAUUAUCGGAUGCAUUUCAACAUGAGACGGCUUGUAGCAGAUAAAAAACAUCACCACAAACGACACAGUAAAAAACUUAACAAAGAUGGGAAACAAAAUCACGUCAGUUUUCCCGAAUUUCAACAAAACGGUACAGCCAAGCAGUUUUCGCACGAUUACAUAAGCGAAGUUUUACACGAAGAUGACACAGAACCAAAAUCCAAUAAAGAAGACUGGGAUAGUCCCAUAACUUUCACGGCAAAGUCAAGUCUUACAGAUGAGAGUAUUUUCUCAGAUACAGGAAAACGCAUGUCCAGAGGUUCCAUAGAUGGGGGUGAUCUGAUGAGAGUGACAACACCCACUGCAACAGAGACAAUGUUACCGUGGAAACGAGAUGAAGAAGAGGGUUCGGCACCUUUGCAACAAUCUGAAUUUCCAGCGUGGGCAUCAAAUAAAGAAUAUUUAGCAUAUAAUUCACCAUCCGCUACAUUUUUAGGUGGUUUAGAAAACCCACGUUCAUCUGUGAUCGGUCUAUUUAGAAGAGAAAGUUUAGGAUCCGAGCACUUAAGUAGCACCGAGUCAACACCACAGAAAGAACGGCGUAGUUCUCUGGGACGAAAUGCAGUCCUUCUAAUCGAAGACGGAGAAUCCGAUCCAUUGGGAGUUCUUCAAAAGACCGGAACGAUACCACCGCUUCCUCAACCGCCUCAAACUCCAGGGCAACGGAGGCAAGCCCGUCGCGGUUCCAUGUUGGAACUUAGCGGGUCAAUAACCCGUGAUACUAUCCCAGAAGAGUCUUUUGGAAGUUCCUUGAGAAGGCCAUCAUGGUUUACUCAGUCAAGACUAACUCCUCGGCCUAGCGUCUCCAAACAAAAAACACUAGGAAGUACAAUAAUAGGAAAUGUUUCAUCUCCAUCGACAUCAUCAUCAGAUGAAAAUAAUUCGGCGGACGAAGAUGUGGAAUGUUUGAUGAAAGCUGGAUUUUGAAACAGUGUUGUAGUUUGUAAGAGAAACACUUUGAGAAACAAAUUAAAGUUUCUUGUGUUCUAAACUUUACUAGUACUAUUGAACACAACAAAAACUAACCAAAAUGGCACGAUUGUAAUGUAGCAUUGUUAGUGAAUCGAUUUGCCAUCUAUUUUAACGUGAUCACAUCUUAGCUAUACCAAGGUUUUGGACGAUCAAAAGUCAGAUUUAUACUACAUAUACAUUUUUUAUAAUAGGAAAUGCUAGGUAGGUAUUUAGAUACACUAUCAUACUUUUAUUAGAAAAGUGUCACAUACUAUUACCGAAAAUUAGGCAGUUGUAAAGCUUACCAACUUUCCAAUGGUGUCUGUCAGUUUGCGUAAUUUAAAUGUAUAUAGGAAAAAAUAUGAAGUGCGGUGUAGCCAGAGAUAAAUUUUUAAGAUUUUAAAAAAGAACUAAAUAGUGUAAUUAAUAUUUAUUUGUUUAUUGUCUCGUUCUGUUAAAAAAUCGAAUGUAUACUUCGGCAAACAAUAUUUGCUUGACAUUCUGUGACUAUGAUUCAAUGAAUUAGUAAUACGUAUGAUGAAGAUUAUAUAUAAGUACUUAUAUCCCUUUAGAGAUGACAUAUUUAAUUCCUCUUGCAAUUUAGGACUCAAUAAGGUUUUAUAACUCAGUUCAAUGCAUACCUGCUGAGUAUAAGUGGUACGCUGUUUAUUUUUGUAAGGUGACUAUAAAACCAUAAAUAAUUGACAUUUAUUUAGAAAUUUUAGGUGUUGAUUGUUGAUUGAGUAACAUGGUCGGCGCAUCAGAGCAAGAACCAAUAAAACUGAACGCCUACACGUCUGUUGUGAUGUUAGUAUGUAAAUUGUUACAUAUGUCGUGGGAAAAAACCUCUUGUGUAUAAAUUGUGGUUUAUACUGCUGAAUGCGAAAGUAUUGGUACCCUUGAGUUAACUUUCAGUUAAAUAUUUUUAUUGAUAUUCUAUUUGUGAUCUAUACAGACAUGCAGUGAUUUCGUCUGAGUAUGUAUUCAUCAUGAUACAUUUUUUCACACAGUAAUCCGUUCUAAUUUUCUAAGAGAAUAGAAUCUUAUCUCCACUAUGAAUUUUUUUGUCAUCUCGUUUUUAUGUCAAAAAUGUCAAUGUGCUUUGGUAUUUUUACUUCUUUUAUUUCAAAUAAUUAUAAUACCUUAGGUGUCUUUGAAACUCUUGUUUAAGUCAUUUGAACAUGUCAAACUCGGAAUUUAAGAAUCGAAUUAAAUACAAAAAUAAUGUUUACUUCUUUCUAGUUAUAGUAUGGCAAAGUUUACUGUGGCAUUAUAGUGUUUUUACUCCCACCUGUAGUUUGGUUUGUUAUUCAACUUAGAAAUACUAGAGACAUUUGAAUGUAACAGUACCUUUGAACUACUAAAUCUGUAACAUGUAGAUAUUUCCAAAUUUUCCAGAUUUUUAUGUUUGAGUUAUUUAGAGUUAGGUAUCGUAUUAUUAAUAUUUAUAACAACUUUAUUUUGCCUGGCAGUGGGUAUAUAUAGUACGAUUAUAAACGUUCGCUUUUUAAACUGACAUUGACUUUGUAACACUCUUUUCCACCGAAAAUAUUUUUUAUUUUUUAUACAUCAAAAAUAACCUAUAAUCAAAUGUAAAACUGCUACAAGUAGCUUUUUGUUUAAAAGUUGAUGAUCUGUUUCCUUGUUGUUUGUUUAAAUUUCCACUCACGAAAAUAAUGUUUUUUAAUUAAUCCAAAAAAGAAAAAAUACACACCAGGCUGUAAAACGUUUUAGUGUGUUCGGCACAGUUGCUCGGUAUAUGAUUGUCAAAAAUAUUUUGUUUAGUUUGUUCUUUGUUGUAUUAAUCUAUUACUAUUUUCCCUAAUUAGCUGUAAUUAUAAUCAAACAACUAUGGACCUACAUAGGAAGGGAAAGAGAAGAACUUAAACUGUCGAAAUUUUACUUUCGUAAUAGAGCUAAACAAUGUUUCGGCUGUUAAACAGCGUCUGUCUAUAUUGUUAUUUUUAAUUGUACAUUACAUUCCACUGCAGUGCAAUGCAUAAAAGUUUUUAGAAAUACAUUACAAAAACAAAUUAAUACUACCAAAUUAAAAUAUUUUUUUUAGUAAUUAUAUGAUUUCUUUAUGUUACAUACCAUGACAAUUCUUAUUGACCGAAUAUUGGAAAUUGGUAAGUUUUAUACAAUACUUUGGAAAGGGUAAUUAUUAAUUAAGCUUUAAUCCUAAGUUACUAAAUUAUUUUAUCCAGUUUUAAACCAAUAAAGUAUAAAGAAAAUUUCACCAUAAUUAUAAAUUAAUGACACGGAGUUUAACUUCAAGUAAGAAGUUUUGGAAUUUUAAAUUAAAAAAUUUCAAACAUGUAUUUUUUAUUUGGUAAAUUAUAUUGUAAGUAACUUAUAAGUUACCUUAUAAUACGUAGACAUAAAAUCCUAAAAUAUUAUUAACACAUAGUAUCUUUUCGAGAGUUUUUAAGGUGGACAAAGAAUUAUGAGAACUUCAUAGCAAAUUAAUAUGGAUGCUUUAAAAUAUUUCAGCAAAAUAGUUUAUUGCACUUUAUCCUAAAAAAUAAAAUACUCUCUCUAAAACUGUGGAGGCCUAUGCUUAAACAUAUCAUAAACAUAAAAAUGAAAUUAGAUUAAAUUACAGUUUACAGUACGACAGUGUUUCAUACUAAAAUCAUUUUUGUCGUGGGUGCUGAAUUAUGAAGCCUAAGUUUUAGAAAAAUAUGGAAUAUUAACUAAUGGCCUUCUUAAGUAACUGGAACAUUCAUUAAAGAUUAACUUAAAAUAUGUGGUGUUAAAUUUGGUCCGUUAAAUCAAUUCCAACUGAUAAAAUAAUAUGGCGUUAUUAAUUUUACUCAUUAAAGGAUCAGAUUACGUGGAAAUUGCAAAAACAAGAGCACUCCUUUGCACUAUUGUUUAAAGAAUAUUAUAUUGUAAAUACAUUGACGUGAAAUUUAUAAGACAGUUUUUAAAGCUACCAGUGAAACAUUAUAAUAACAGGUAUCGCUUGAAUACUUAAUCAUUUGUACGUUCAGUAAUAGUUUAACGAUUUUACUAAACAAAUUGAUGUUUUGUAAUUUUCUGUAGCUUAAUUUAAUAUAUAAAGCACUUUUGAAGUAGUUUGAUGCAAAAGUCUGUAAUUCUGUGAUGUAAUGUAAUGACACUGUACCUAUAGGUAUAUGCAGCUUAUGAGUUACUGAUUCUAAAAAGAGGUAAGGGUGACCUUAACUUUGAAAUGAAGGAUAGAUGUUCAAUUAACAUUACAGAAUAAGGCAUAAUUAGAAAAUAGCGUAAAAAAUCUAUACGAUGUUAUUAUAUUAACUUUAUAUACAGUGGGCUUAAGACCACAGGCAUAAAGAAAAUACAAAAUUUUAAUUUUUCUGUAACCAAUAAACUCGUUAAAUACGGAAGAUAAAAUCGGACUUUUCGUAAAUAAAAUUUUUUUCAGACAUUUUUUAUUGUUAAUUCUAUAAUUUUUUCUUCACCUUAUUACAAAAACAAACUUCUAUAACAAAACCACUUACAUCGAAUCGCAUGAUGACAAUGAGUUCAACACAACUUACUGAAUAAUCUGUUUAAAAAGUUAUCGAAAACUUUUCCAAUUGAAGUGAAGACACUUUGUUCGGUACUUUAAACACAUCCAAAAAAUCGCGUGUUUAGGUUAAAACAAUUGUUAAGAUAUGAUAAAUGUCUCUACGCCUGACCAAAUUAGAAAAGUUUUCAUUCACACAUUAAACACAUACGUAAUAUUUCUUAUACAAUGUAAGCAUAUACUAUGUACUUAAUUACAACAUACAUUAAAAGGGUAAUAAACAGGUUUAAAUUAAAUUAUCAGAUCUAAUUAAAAUUAAAAAAAAAUACGAAUCCAACUUCUAGGUUUAUACGGAAUCCGAAUAUGAAAAAAAUAUAUAGAAAAAAUAAAUUUAUACUUCCAACGUUGUUGUAAUGGUUUUAUUUUUUAUAAGUUAUUUUCAGUAAACGUAUUUCCAACUUUUGCUGAUUAAAAAAUUGAAAAUUCAUUUUUAUUAUUGCUAAUGUCAGUAUAAUGUUACCACUUUCAAUCAAUAACAUUAUUCUUUUGUGGUUUGUAGGAAUACCUACAGUAAAACUGUUUUCUGUUUAACAGUGUUCUGUUAAAGAUAGGAUUUAUGAAAUAAAUAUGUAAAAUAUCAAAAUUUUUAAUGAGUACUAUUAAUUUUAUUGGCAUAUGUGAGAUUCACUAAAAAAACAUAAUCUAAAAUCUUCUGACACAAAUAAGAGUUUUUCCUGUUCCAUAUUUCGAAUUACAAUAAAAAGGCUAUUCAUUCUUGAAAUUUGUAUACAUAUACAUAAUAAUAUAAUAUAAUAUUUCAUUAAUAAUACAGAAAUUAAUAAUAAUCAAUCAAUACAAAAUAUACCUUCAGAAAUAUGAUAAUCAUCGUAAAUUUAAAACAAACGUAUGACUAAAGUAUACACACAAAAAUAUCACAUUUCUCUUUCGGUAUGUUCAAUUUAUUUACUUAAUUAUUUGUUAUUUAAAUAAAAGUAUAUCGAAAUGAAAUGUGUUUCUGUCGUUUCUCGUCGAACAAAUAGGUAUAAUUUGCAACAAUGGCUCUUAAUUCUAAACUCACAAAAACAAAUCAAAAAAUGAUUCGAUAUUUCAUGUAGGUAUCACUUAAUAUUUUUGAGUGUAUGUUUUUAUUUUCACAAAGUCGAAAGAGUUUCUGCUUCCACAGUUCAUUACAAUUAAAAUCUGAAAAACGCUUUAGAACAAGGUCAACAAAUUUACUCUGAACGAAAUAGUUGAAAAAUUAUCGAAUGUAAAUCAAAUUAUUUUAUGAAUUACUUAGAUAUUUUGCUACCUUUAUAAUCAAUAUAUUUUAUAGGAAUUUUAAUUUUUUUGUAAUACACAAGCUUUCUGAAUAAUUUAAAAUGUAUUAAAAUAGACUGAACAUAGACCACCACAUUAUUGCACCAUUUAGUGAAAUAUUGAAAAAUAAGUAUUUGUAAAUGUACAAUAUCUUACCUAUUUAGUAUUCAGCUUUUAAAUUAUAUAAUUUAAAUUAAUAUAGAAUUUUUCAGUAAAAUAUAACAGUAGGCAGCAAUAGCAAUAAAUAAAUUAGUGUUUAUGUUUAUGUAUAAAAUUUAUUUUAUUUCCAUUGACUUUU
Zophobas morio is the source of this 8360-nucleotide messenger RNA. It is a transcript of the gene Nhe2, whose product is annotated as sodium/hydrogen exchanger 3. Gene Ontology annotation, cellular component: plasma membrane. Gene Ontology annotation, molecular function: potassium:proton antiporter activity; sodium:proton antiporter activity. The transcript is spliced from 15 exons. Lineage: Eukaryota; Metazoa; Arthropoda; Insecta; Coleoptera; Tenebrionidae. Gene Ontology annotation, biological process: regulation of intracellular pH; proton transmembrane transport; sodium ion import across plasma membrane. The record is from RefSeq and is a predicted model, not a curated record. The coding region runs from base 145 to 3228 and encodes 1027 amino acids.